This is a messenger RNA of Labrus mixtus (cuckoo wrasse), 2166 nucleotides long. RefSeq names its product BTB (POZ) domain containing 17b (gene btbd17b). NCBI's taxonomy places the organism in Eukaryota, Metazoa, Chordata, Actinopteri, Labriformes, Labridae. Bases 140 to 1588 code for a protein of 482 amino acids. Gene Ontology annotation, molecular function: protein binding. The record is from RefSeq and is a predicted model, not a curated record. The transcript has 3 exons.
AGGGAGCCGGGCGGCACACACAAGGGGGGCAACGUACCUUUUCAGCUCGCACGCGGCAAAGGCACACAGAAGCCAGAGGAAGAGUCAGGAGAAGAGUGGCACAGAGUGAGGAAGAGAGGCAGGAAAGAACUCAGAAGAAAUGGUACGCUCUUUGGAACAAGGGAUCCCUGCCUGGGUCUUUAUGGGCACCCUGGUCCUCUUGAUCAACUCUGUGACAGUCAGAGGAGCUGCCCUGAAGCAGGAGGCCGGGCUGGACAAUGGGGCCACAGUGCUGAAUCACUCCAUGAGUUUGGUGCAGCGCAUGGAGAACCUGCUGGCCAUGGGGAACAGCAGUGAUGUCACUCUCCGGGUGCAGACCAUCAACACUGAUGAAGUGAAGGUGAUCCAGGCCCACAGCCUGGUUCUCACACUGCAGAGUGACGUGUUUGAGGAACUGCUGCUCACUCGCAAUAACAGUCAUAUUGUGCUGAGGGAGACGGUCGACUGUGCAGCCGUCUUUGACAAGUUUGUCAGGUAUCUGUACUGCGGGGAUAUCUCAGUGCGGCUGGAUCAGGCUAUUUCUCUGCACAAGCUGGCCAGCAAGUACCGCGUGUGGAGUUUGCAACAGGGUCUAACCCAAUACAUGACCCAACAUCUUUCAAGUGAUUCCCCCACCGGCCAUGUGAUUGGCUGGUACAACUAUGCUCAACAAAUUGGGGACGUGACCCUGCAAGACAGCUGCCUGCAGUACCUGUCCUGGAACCUGUCAUCCGUGCUCCAGAGCGGGGAAUGGAGCUCCAUCAGUGAAGACCUGCUCCUCUCUCUACUCCAGCGCUCUGACCUCAUUCUGCAAAGUGAGCUGGAGCUCUAUGAGGCCCUGGAGGCCUGGAUUAACCAAAACCAGCCCAUCAGUAAGACAGUAGAAACCGCCCUAAGAGCUGUUCGAUACGGUAUGAUCCCCCCUCAACACCUGUUCCGUCUUCAGAAGCAAUCUGCCCUCAUGCAAAAGCACUACGAGUAUAUUAGAGAUCUUCUCUAUCUAGCUUUCCAGUUUCACUCCGCCUCACCCAUCCAACUGGCCAAAUACUUUGACGUCAACUGCAGUAUUUUCACUCCCCGUAACUACCUCUCCUCCUCCUGGGGUUCCCCUUGGGUCAUCAAUAGCCCAACCCGUGACGACCGCAGCUUCAGCUUCCAGACCCAGCUCGGCCCCAGCGGCCACGACUCGAGCAAGAGGAUAACCUGGAACGCCCUGUUCUCCCCUCGCUGGCUCCCACUCAGUGCCAGGUCAACUUAUACUGAGCUGGGUGCCAUGCAACCUACACGCACCGAUGGAGGUCGACCUCGCAUCAUUGUGACCCCAGCCACGUCUAGUCCAGACUUUGCCGGUGUGAGUUUCCAGAAGACGGUGAUUGUGAUGGCACGACAGCAAGGCAAGGUUGUGGUUCGCCAUGUUUACAACUUCCACCAGAGCACAGAGGAGGCUGGCGAUUUCCUGCUGGAUGCCGACCUGCAGCGCCGUGCAUCAGAGUACCUGAUUGACAGCUCCCUCUAUCUGCACAUUAUAAUAAAACCUCUUUACCAUAGCCUCCUUGUUGCCAGGAAGUGAUGGCAGGAUUCCGGCGUGUCCUUACCAUCGGUUAUCCACUAUUCUACUCGCACAAUCACACACACACAUAUUCCAAAGUAAGCUCAUAUCACAGCACAUGUUUAUGCACCAGGUCUGCGGCACCUCCAUUGUUGAAUAGUUUGUGUAUUUUACUGUCUUCAAACUAUUCAGCAAGGAGGUGAUUAGUUCAAUAAAGGACUCACAAUUCAACGGUUCAGCAGUGAUAAUCUCUAUAACGAUGGUGGGUUUUUCAGUAUUUCUGGUUUACGAAAAAAAAACAAAUAAACUUCAAUGUACUGUAUUUUUUUCAGGUAUUUCAUGCCCAGUAGUUUGUUCCUUGAAUAUGUAAAUGUCUAUCAUGGUUAAUGUGGUUUGCAUAGUUAAUGUAGAGCUCUUUUUUUUAGUCAAAUGUAGGCCUAAUUGUUCUCAAUAUUAUUAAUUUCAGAAUUCACCAGUCAACUAUAGAUUUUAGUAGCUAUAUUUUUAGUUCAUGACACUUAUAGGCUUUAUUCCAUAAAACAUGUGUUUUUUCUUUACAAACCAAGAUGUGUACAAUAAAGGUCAAUCCCUUCAAUGUU